Messenger RNA from Phytophthora sojae, 1836 nucleotides. RefSeq lists its product as hypothetical. The transcript has a single exon. The coding region runs from base 1 to 1836 and encodes 611 amino acids. The record is from RefSeq and is a predicted model, not a curated record. Lineage: Eukaryota; Oomycota; Peronosporomycetes; Peronosporales; Peronosporaceae.
AUGAACGCGGCCGCUGAAGGAACAGACCUGUCGGGGCACUGCUCCUCAGGAUCGUCGUUCUUGUCCGCCGCGGACUACAUGGCUGGCAGUGCCUUGGGUCAUAUGCCUGGACCAAGCCCGAUGGCGAUGGUAAUGAUUGCGCAGGAGAGCACGGCUGCAGCAGCUGCCGACCCGGGGCUCGGUGUCUCGGCAGGUGCUGUGCAGUAUCCAGUGCCAGUUUCAGCACGCCCAGCGCCUUCGCUGCAGCCCCUUCAGGAAUCGCCCGCGCAUGUACCGCUGCCCGAGUCAUCAGAGAGCAGCACAAGUCUCCAGCCAGAACACUCGACGCAGCCUGCUCCAACGUCGUUGCCCCCUCCAAGCUUCGUGUCUUCCACCACACCCGCAGCCGGCAUGAACCGUGGCGUCUCCACAUCAAGUGCUAUGCCACGGACUCAAGCCACUUCGACAAAGGUCGCGAACCCGGAGUCUGAGAAGAAACCACAGAAGUCCGUGCAUUCUGGGAAGUCAUCGCGAUCCCGGAAGUCCGCCGCGAAAUCUGCGUCGUCCAAGUCUUCGAUGUCAAGAAUCUCCUCUCGUGUGUCGUCCUCGAGGUCGUCGCGUUCUGGCGCGUCCGAGGUCGCCCUGGUCAUGAUGAGGCAGCAGGAGGCCGCCCUCAACCAAGUACGCGCCGACAUGGCUGCCGAGUUGCGUGGCAUUCGCCUAGACAACCAGCAGCAGACCGCUUCCCUCAUGGAGCGUCUUCAACGGAGCGAAAAAGCCCUUGCCGCCGAACGUGAGUCCCGCCGGCGCGACGCCGAAGUUGCUGAAGCUCGGGUUGCUGCCGCGGUGAAGGUAGAGCAGUCCCCAGUACCAUCGUCAGUGCCUGUACCCGAGAUGGGGCGCGGCACACUUAUUCCCCCCGAAGCGCCAUUGCCGAGUGCGGCCCUGGACGCCGCCACCGCUGCUGUGUUGGCGGCAGCCGAGGAAGUGAAGGCAGAGAGUGAGGGCAUCGCGCAGAGCACGAAUGCCCAUUUGGCCGCGUUCGAGGACCAGUUGCGCAAUGUCACGUCCGCGUAUCUGCAGAAGUGCGCCCUGGCCCAGAAGGUUCAACGUGAGAAUGAUGCUCGCCUACGUCAACAAUCGACUAGUGUACCUGAAUCUAGUGGAAAAGCCACCGCGACGAGUCGAACUUCCUGCGACAAAUUUGCGGGACGGUCGCCCACUUAUAUCGGGCAACAGCAAGUGGCCGCGGAUUCGCUGGCAGCAGCGCAGCUUCAAGCGACCAUACAAGCUCCAAGUCAAGUUGUCAAACGCGAGAUGGGACCAGGCGAGACGAAGCCGACUGAGACACGUGAGACAAGGUCAAGUGAGAUGAAGACACGUGCGACAGGCGGGACGGGGUCAAGUGAGACCAAGCGUGGAAGGCAGCCGAAGGCUGCGACACAGACUCGGUCCAGUGUCGCUGCAGUCAAGGAAGAAAACUCGGAAGAGACCAAGAGCUCAGCGAAAGGUGUCGCUCGGGACUCUGCGAGUGGGAGUGGCCAUGUCCCCAGAUAUUCUGGGAAGUCGGCUAAUAAAAAGUCUUCCCAGAAACACAAGCGUGGAAAGAGGAUCCGUGGCAGUAAGCGACCAGGUGGCGAUCCCUCAUCGUCAGAUUCAAGUUCAAGCGGCAGCUUGUCUAGCAGCGAGUCCAGCUCGGGCUCCGACUCCGACUGGGAGCGCGGCCUUGCUGACGAACUCGCCCCUGCAACAGUACCAGCCGCUAACGGCCAAUCGUACACGUUCCGCCCCUAUAUCCAGUAUGGGGCGGUGGAGAUGUUUGAUCCCCACGCCAAGCUCGAAGACCGCGUGAACUGA